This is a messenger RNA of Cariama cristata (Red-legged seriema), 424 nucleotides long. Its product is annotated as carbonic anhydrase 7-like. The transcript is spliced from 3 exons. The record is from RefSeq and is a predicted model, not a curated record. Gene Ontology annotation, molecular function: carbonate dehydratase activity; zinc ion binding. Lineage: Eukaryota; Metazoa; Chordata; Aves; Cariamiformes; Cariamidae. Gene Ontology annotation, cellular component: cytoplasm. Gene Ontology annotation, biological process: regulation of intracellular pH. The coding region runs from base 17 to 424 and encodes 135 amino acids.
GUGCAGGUCCCCUGUAAUGACUGGCCACCACAGUUGGGGAUAUGGGCGGGAUGACGGACCUUCAGAGUGGCACAGAUCUUAUCCUAUUGCCCAAGGGGACCGCCAGUCACCUAUUGAUAUAGUUUCUGCAAAAGCAGUUUAUGACCCUAAUCUGAAGCCACUUGUUAUCUCCUAUGAAUCAUGUACAUCUCUCAACAUCUCCAACAAUGGCCAUUCAGUCAUGGUUGAGUUUGAAGAUACUGAUGACAAGACAGCAAUCAGUGGUGGUCCCUUUGAGAACCCAUUUCGGCUAAAGCAGUUUCACUUUCACUGGGGUACAAAGCACAGCCAGGGAUCAGAGCAUACAAUUGAUGGCAAACCUUUUCCCUGUGAGGUAAUGAUGAUUUUUUUUACAGAUGGGAUUCAUUCAUGCAAAUCCUGUUGA